Cottoperca gobio is the source of this 2301-nucleotide messenger RNA. RefSeq names its product forkhead box I2 (gene foxi2). Gene Ontology annotation, biological process: anatomical structure morphogenesis; regulation of transcription by RNA polymerase II; cell differentiation. Gene Ontology annotation, molecular function: RNA polymerase II cis-regulatory region sequence-specific DNA binding; DNA-binding transcription factor activity, RNA polymerase II-specific. Lineage: Eukaryota; Metazoa; Chordata; Actinopteri; Perciformes; Bovichtidae. The transcript is spliced from 2 exons. The coding region runs from base 61 to 1251 and encodes 396 amino acids. The record is from RefSeq and is a predicted model, not a curated record.
CACCGGGAGAGGCCACCUGAACCGCUUCAGCGUUUCCUUUGGGAUUUCCCGCGGGGAGUGAUGAACUCCAUCGAUCCCCAGUCCCAUCACCAGCACCACCACUCCUCCCCCACCGUCGGCUCUCUCCCACCCAAAGGCGCCCAGGAGGCCCCGGACAUGGCCGCUGUCUACUGCGACAACUUCAGCAGCAUGUACCACCAGCAGAGCCUCCAGAGCGCACAGAGACCCGCCGGCUACGGCCUCGGAGAUUACGCAUCGUCUCCAAACCCGUACCUGUGGCUCAACGGGCCGGGCGUCAACUCCUCCGCGUCUUACCUGCACGGGAACAACCCGGCGUCGUUCAUCCCGCCUUCCUACGGCUCGCAGCGGCAGUUCAUAACGAACUCACCUGGCUUUGGUGGGCCCGACCUGGGCUGGCUGUCCAUCGCCAGCCAGGAGGAGCUGCUGAAGCUGGUGCGGCCGCCUUACUCCUACUCUGCACUCAUAGCCAUGGCCAUCCAGAAUGCGCACGAGAAGAAGCUGACCCUGAGCCAGAUUUACCAGUACGUCGCCGACAAUUUCCCCUUUUAUAAGAAGAGCAAAGCCGGCUGGCAAAACUCGAUCCGGCACAACCUGUCUCUGAACGACUGCUUCAAGAAAGUGCCGAGGGACGAGGACGAUCCAGGAAAAGGAAAUUACUGGACUUUGGACCCAAACUGUGAAAAGAUGUUUGACAACGGAAAUUUCCGCAGGAAAAGGAAAAGACGUUCAGAUCCGAGCAGCGCCGGAGGAGCGGCGGCGGCAGCCGCAGGGGCCACAAAAGUGGAAGACGGGAGGCCGUCAGCGGCGGCCUCUCUGAAGCCAGACAGUCCUCAGCUCCUGGGGCCGCCAUCGCCAGAGAUGGAGGCGAUGAACGAGAGCCACAAGAGCUCGUCGUCCUCUUCCCCGCCCGGACUGUCCUCAGCCGCUCCUUGUUUUAAUAACUUUUACAGCAGCAUGUCGACGCUCAGCUCGGGGGGCCCCAGCCGGCAGGGGGCCCUGGGACUGGUGAACGAGCUGUCCAAUAGGAACAUUACGGCUCUGAGCCCGUACCACCUUAACCACGGCGGGCAGGACACGGGGGCGUCAGAGCACGGCGAGGGCUUGCAUUUCAACCGUGGAGUGUACUACAACACGUUUGCUGGCGGGCAGAGCGGACAGUUCAACAGCCACUUCUACAACAGCUUCAGUGUCAACAGCUUGAUUUACCCCCGAGAAGGGACCGAGCUAUAGGAGUUGAUGCACCACGACUUCACCACACGGUUGUUUAGGGCCUUUGCUGCUCGGUUAAUCCCUCUGAGACACACAGACACACAGCAGAGAGGUCGGCGUCUCUGCACCACCAACACAGCACUCCCUUCACUGAUCAGCUCACGGAGAGAUUAGAGAACUAGAGUAUUUUAGGUAAAAGUUGAUUGAACUUGACGAGCACUCAAACUGUCGGAGCACCAGCCGGAGAGUCAAACUAAAAACUAGCACUUAUCUUUUUACUCUUUUAUUUACUAUCUCAAAGCUCCUACUUUGCUCUUAAUGCUGAAAUAUACUUGCAAAGUAAUACAACCACCAACACUUAAUGUCUUUUGUAAUAUUUUAAACAUCUAUUUUACUUUUAUUUUGGCAGAUUCAACAUAAAGUUUUUAUUAGUGUUGUCAAAGCCACUCUUUCAUGUUUUAGAUGUAAAUGUCCGUUUUGAUAUUUUUGCCAGUUUUGCCAAAUCUAGCCCAUAAUCCUUUGCAGCGGCCAAAUUCUUACAGUUGAUUACAUAUGUUGAAACUGUUUUAUUCAUAUUCAUAAUCAACUCAAAUCUGCCAAAGUUGCCUUUUGUGAGACCGCCAUUACCUCAACACAACACUCAUGUGAGAUGAACGUGCCCUGCGAUGAUGGUUCGCCUGGAUAUUUAGUUUCCAAAUGCAGUAACGAUUGAUGUAAUACAAACAUGAUCCGGGGCUUUGCUUAUUUUUAUAUCCUCCAUUGUGACUGAAACAGCACUAAGGCUCAUGUAAAUACAUGUGGACUUUAUAAAUGUGUAUUUUUGUAAAUUAUAAAAAAUAGUGUGUGACUAUUUAUGCUAUUUAAUAUAAUGCUAAUAGGCAUUGUUUUUCUGCUGUUGUCUGAACGUAGUUUGAUUAAAGCAGAAGUGAAUGACAUUAGCUUACAAAAUGUGCCGAAAACAGUAUCACUAAAACCCAGAUGUCAUAAAUAUAUAUAUUAAAAACUAUAUGCUAUAUCGUGGUUUCUCUCAGGAUUCAGUGUGACAAUCAUUGAAUGGCUUUUGUAUCUAUU